This is a messenger RNA of Hibiscus syriacus, 900 nucleotides long. Its product is annotated as V-type proton ATPase subunit c2-like. The transcript has 3 exons. NCBI's taxonomy places the organism in Eukaryota, Viridiplantae, Streptophyta, Magnoliopsida, Malvales, Malvaceae. The record is from RefSeq and is a predicted model, not a curated record. Gene Ontology annotation, biological process: proton transmembrane transport. Gene Ontology annotation, molecular function: proton-transporting ATPase activity, rotational mechanism. Gene Ontology annotation, cellular component: proton-transporting V-type ATPase, V0 domain. The coding region runs from base 115 to 612 and encodes 165 amino acids.
CCUAUUUGCUUCUCUACCAGUCUCUUUCUUCUCUGAUUGAUUGUUGAACAAAUCCACUGAUCGAAGUUCCUUGAAUCUCUUCAAAUCUUCGGUUGAAAGUUUUGUGAAACUAAAAUGGUGUCCACGUUCAGCGGCGACGAAACUGCUCCUUUCUUUGGCUUCCUCGGGGCCGCUGCUGCCCUCGUGUUCUCCUGUAUGGGAGCGGCUUACGGGACGGCCAAGAGCGGUGUCGGAGUAGCGUCGAUGGGGGUGAUGAGGCCGGAGCUGGUGAUGAAAUCGAUCGUCCCCGUCGUUAUGGCUGGGGUUUUAGGUAUUUAUGGGUUGAUUAUUGCGGUUAUUAUAAGCACCGGGAUUAACCCAAAGGCCAAAUCUUACUACCUAUUCGAUGGAUAUGCUCAUCUUUCCUCUGGUCUCGCUUGUGGCCUCGCUGGUCUCUCUGCCGGCAUGGCUAUUGGAAUCGUCGGCGAUGCUGGUGUUAGGGCCAAUGCCCAACAACCAAAGCUUUUUGUUGGAAUGAUUCUUAUCCUCAUUUUUGCGGAGGCUUUGGCUCUGUAUGGACUCAUUGUCGGCAUCAUCCUCUCUUCCCGAGCCGGUCAAUCCCGAGCGGAAUAAAGUGCAAUUCUAACUUCUAAGACUUGGAUAGUUGCUAGUUGAUGUCACUUGGUUGUCUCCUCUCCGGUUUCGUUUCAUGCUGCUAGCAUGGAUUGUGGAAACAUUUUAUAAGAAGUUAUGUUGAAUCCAAGAAUGAAUUUCUUCCACUGGUGUUUGUGUGAUUGAGAAGAUAGAUUUAAUUUGGAAUAAAUCUUGUUUUGCAUUUUUUCUAAUUUACAUGUAAGUUGAAUUUAAUGUGAAGGCUAAAGAACACCAUUGUUAAGUUCUUUCAACUGUCAUCUUCUUGUU